Messenger RNA from Aphanomyces invadans, 381 nucleotides. RefSeq lists its product as hypothetical. The record is from RefSeq and is a predicted model, not a curated record. The coding region runs from base 1 to 381 and encodes 126 amino acids. NCBI's taxonomy places the organism in Eukaryota, Oomycota, Saprolegniomycetes, Saprolegniales, Verrucalvaceae. The transcript is spliced from 2 exons.
AUGGUGGAUAUCUGCGGCGCCAAGGACGUCGGGCAGUGCUCGCCGAGAAAGAAGCUCGUCCAGGCACAGCUGAAAGACCGUGCGCUGCGAGAAGAAGACGCCACGGCGAAGGAUGGCGGUGGUGGUAGCGCUAAAUGCUCAAUCGUGGACGACGUCUACGACAGUGACAUCGGCACCCCUCUGCUCGACCAAACAUCCUCGAUUCGAGCGUCCGUACUUAGUGCCAACGAACAGAAUCACCUACCCAUCUCGCUACCGAACCUCUGCGACCCCCCACCCAAGUUAGCCAGGCAAGUUUCGGAAACGUAUGUCCGUGAGCUGCUGGGCGAAGCCCAGGCGAAAGCAGCCACUGCUCGAGAGGCGCAAGACGCAUGUAAAUAA